Messenger RNA from Trametes versicolor FP-101664 SS1, 1902 nucleotides. RefSeq lists its product as uncharacterized. The record is from RefSeq and is a predicted model, not a curated record. Lineage: Eukaryota; Fungi; Basidiomycota; Agaricomycetes; Polyporales; Polyporaceae. The transcript has 2 exons. Bases 115 to 1800 code for a protein of 561 amino acids.
CGUCGUCCUCAGUCGACCUCAACCGCUAGCAUUGACUCGGGCUCGCAUCGCUAUCUUGUCGCGCGAUACAUGAUGGCGUAAUCGACAUCACACUCACAUGAGAUACCAACGGACAUGAAUCGGAACUCUUGCCUCUUGUCGCAACCGGACGUUGUCCACAGGAUCUGCUCGCGCUGUGACCGAAGUACACUUCUAUCACUCUCAACCACUUCUCGCGCCUUCUCUACGCCAGCCUUGCAGAAGCUAUGGCGUUCGCUCGCGUCGUUUGCUCCUAUCUUCCUCACUCUCCCCGAAGAUGCGGUAAAAUGCACAGAAACCUCCUUGACCUACCGACCAUUCGUGCCCCCAGUGUUACUCGAAGUGACUCGGGAGCUUACCUACGAGGACCUUGUCCGGUUUCGAUUCUACGCACCACUAGUCCACGACGUUGCCGUCGCGUCCCUCCCUCGAUACGAAAUCGCUCUCAGUGCAUGGGAGGCUCUUGAACACGCCAACCCCGGCCCACUCCCCAACUUGCGCCAUGUAGGCAUCUUUGUGGGCCUCCGGCCUGAAGAACAUAUCUUUCCGCCGUUCUAUUUUCUUCUUGGGCACGAACUCCGGCAUGCGCAACUAUGCCUGAACCAGGUUUCUCUCGCGAGUGCUGCAGAGCCAGAUCCUAACCUCAACAAGCUGCUUGCGUCUCUUCCGCAAUCGUCCCCGCAGACUUCCUUGGUUACCCUAGAGGUCUAUCCUCCUGCCCCAUAUGCACGCGAUAUUUUGACGCAAGCGGUCUGUGGGCUCUCGAACCUCGCCAACCUUUCUGUCAUCGGUAUCCCACUCGGCCCUAGCGCGCUUAUGCACUUGUCCACGCUGCCCCGCCUUCACCACUUGAGGUUCCAUGCCCAGUCUUCCGAUUACCCAGAACACGUCCAGCUCCAACUACCGCCAAACUCAGAGCCAUUCUCUUCGCUGGAGAUCCUCACCAUUGACGCAGAUGGGGCUCGAUGCGUGACCACGCUCCUGUCCUUCCUCCGCCCUUGGCAACUUGACUCGUUGGAUAUCAAGUUGUCCACGCUCCCCUCUCAGGCCGAGCUUACUGCCCUCUCCACGGCCAUCGCCGCUCUGCCCUGCCGCGAGAUCCUCGGCGAGCUUGUAUACGAUUUUCCUGGCGGAUCCUACCAACCUCACACCACCGGUGCCGCCCUUCCCUGGAGCGCGUUCGUACCCCUGCAUACAAUCCCUCACAUUGCUGCACUCCGUUUAUACGGAGGCUGCUACACCGCGCCCGGCGACUCUGAGGUCGCAGCGAUGGCCCGCGCAUGGCCCCAUCUCCGUGCCCUCUCUCUAUGCGACCGGGUCGCAGACUCGGCGGGCAUCUCCCUCACGGCGCUCCUCGACCUCGUGACACGCUGCGACUCUCUGCAGGAGCUCCACAUCCCGCUCGCAGAUAUCAGACGUGCCGAGUGCGAGGAUAUCCUGAGCCGCCGGCCGCCCGCGCGCGAGCGCAACCCCGCGGGGCUCGGGCGGGUGAUGCUGUGCAAGGUGUUCAGCCUGAAUGUGGGCCGGGCGGCGAUCGCGGAGGCGGACGUGCCCGCGGUCGCGGCGGUGCUGAGCAUGAUGUUCCCGGAGGUCGAGACGGUCUGGCACUCUUGGCGGCAGCCGAUGUGGGGCGCGGAGGACGUGAACACGGACGCGGUGAUGUACCACAGGUGGCAGAGCGUGUCGGCGGCUCUGCGUGCGUUCGUUAAGGUGCGGGAUGAGGAGCAGGAUGAGCUUAUAAAGAGGCUACGCGCGGCGCGCGACGAGGGAGCAACGCAGUAAUUAUCAUACGCACGAUAGAGACUUCUAAGUACAUACAUUAUGAUCUGUUGCAUUAUAACGAUAACCCGAGGUUAAAAAGUAAUAGUAGAUUCUUGCUGCACC